This is a messenger RNA of Orbilia oligospora ATCC 24927, 294 nucleotides long. RefSeq lists its product as uncharacterized. Lineage: Eukaryota; Fungi; Ascomycota; Orbiliomycetes; Orbiliales; Orbiliaceae. The transcript has 2 exons. The record is from RefSeq and is a predicted model, not a curated record. Bases 1 to 294 code for a protein of 97 amino acids. Gene Ontology annotation, cellular component: EKC/KEOPS complex.
AUGGCUGAUAGCGACUUCCCCCAUUCCCUAGUUCUCAACGUCCCGCUCCCGACCCCACGUCUUGCAGCUAUCCUUGCUCGUUCGUUGUCCGUCGACAAGGAACUAUCGCCUUUUGUGCAGCGGUCCUUUUCCGUUGCUCCUGACGCUGCUGAAGUCCUCGUCAUCAACUACAAGGCUUCGACAGCCCGAAUGCUCCGUGUGGCCGUCAAUGGGUGCAUGGAGAGUCUCAAUCUUGUCCUUGAAGUCUGUCAGGAACUCGAUCAGGACGCUCUUGAGGAGUCGAUAGAGUUGUAG